CUAAAAGAGCCAUGAUGAAGUGUCCACGUCAAAAUCCCCCGAGAAUUGUUUCCAAGCUGUUCUCGUUGCAUCUUGAUUCUUGAUUGAGAUAAUUGGAACGAAAACUUUGAGAUUUUAAGAACCACCUUCACAUAUUCACAUCACAAUACACACUGAUUUCAUACACUAGAAUACCCAUUCUUCUUCCAUUCUUUUUUCAGUUCUAGGUUAAACUUGUUGGAUGGAGGUGAUUCUGAAGGAGAAGGAGGCUGAUGACUGGGUUUACAGAGGCGAAGGAGCUGCUAAUCUUGUUCUCUCUUACAUUGGAUCAUCUCCUACAUUUACUGGGAAAGUGAUGCGGAUACGUAAAGCUUCAAGGAAUGAUUCACUGACUGAGACUUCAACCAGCCCUUCUGCUUUGACGGCUCAAGAACGGUACCUCUGGAAAGAUGUUGAUGAACUCAUUUCAUCUUCUGAUAAGGAAAUUGCAAGCCAGCUGUUUGUUCUUCAUGUUAUGAAGCCAUUGCUUGGUUCCAAGUUUGUCGAUGCUGGUAUGCAUGUUCAAGUCACGAGAGGAUUUUUUGAAUCGGUUGAAAAGAAUGUUAUUCUUCAGCGGCCUGCUUGGAGAGUUGAUACUGCCCAGGUCGACAUGCGUUGUGAUUAUGUGCUUGUCAUGUCAGAUCAUUCACUCUUCGACCAUGGUAACCUUGGAUCUAGCCCCUGCAUAUCUGUUGAGAUAAAGCCCAAAUGCGGAUUUCUUCCUGUUUCAAGAUUCGUAUCUGAAGAAACUGCUAUCAAAAAGAGGGUAACUCGCUUUGAAAUGCACCAAGCCCUGAAAUUGAAUCAAGGAGAGAUAUCACUGCCAAGUGAAUACAAUCCACUAGAUUUGUUCUCUGGAUCCAAGGAAAGAAUUCAUAAAGCUAUCAAGGAUCUCUUUACUACGCCUCAAAACAAUUUCCGUGUAUUCAUGAAUGGGUCUCUCAUAUUUGGCGGACUAGGAGGUGGUGCAGAAGAUACAAACUUGUGUAUUGCAAAAGCAUUUGAAGGUGCACUUAAGUCCAUAGUUCAAGCUGAUGAUGGUUUAUGUACCGAGAACUUCCUCACUCUUGUUGCCGACGCUGCGCAUAAAUCAGGAGUCCUUGAUCGGCUCUUGGAAGUUCAAAAGCUUGAUGAUGUUGACAUAGAGGGAGCUAUUCAUGCUUAUUAUGAUAUUACUCAUCAGCAGUGCAUGGUUUGCACGGAGUUGAAUGAAGAUCAAAUGAAAACAUAUGCCCCUUUGCAUUCAGCUUCAUUGGAUGAAAGCUUGAAAAUUGUAAAGGACUACUUGAUAGCAGCAACUUCAAAAGACUGCAGUCUGAUGAUAUGUUUUAGACCAAGCAAAGUGGUGAAUUUGGGAUCCGCAUGGAAUAAUGUAUAUCUUGAGUCAACCAAGCAAACAUUUGAUUUUAAGGUGCAUUUUAUCGACCUGGAUUUGAAGCGGAUGAGUAAAAUGGAAGAAUAUUAUGAAUUAGACAAGAAGAUAGUAAGCUGCUACAGCAAAAUGAUCAAAAUGGAUCAAGGAACAAAUGCAUUGACGAACUUGCAAAAAUCUUAGUUGCAUAUUGAGAUCUAAUAAACUCUGGCUAUAGAUGGCACUGGAGGAAGAUUGUGUUUGUAAGUAGAGGAACGUGUCUGGUUUUUCCCCUGGUCAGCCUAGUUUGGCCGUGGCUUGACUGAUGAUGAUAGGCUUGUGCCAUACAUACGAUGAUCUAUCAAGCUGUUACGAGGUUCCUUUCCCGGACAUUCUUUUGUACUAUUUGUUCAUUCAUUUUGAUUCUCGACUUUUGGUUAGGUAGUUUUUAUAUAACUGAUUCACUUGUGUAUGGCAGAAACUAUGGCGUAAGCAAAACUGCGCACGCUGCCAAAAGGUGAUGAAGUUUAUAGCAACUAGAUUUUGGCCCGCUCGAUGCGCGGGAUUUUUUCAACUUUUUGGAGUAAUUAAAAUAAUUAUGAUAAAUAUAUAAAUUUAUUUGGAAUAUGUUGAUAUAAAAUAAUGUGAGAUUAUAUUUUGUAAAAUAUUAUAUGCAUUUAGUUUUUAUGUGCAUAAUAAGAUUA
Messenger RNA from Vicia villosa (hairy vetch), 2073 nucleotides. RefSeq names its product inositol-pentakisphosphate 2-kinase-like. The record is from RefSeq and is a predicted model, not a curated record. Gene Ontology annotation, cellular component: nucleus. The transcript has 8 exons. Lineage: Eukaryota; Viridiplantae; Streptophyta; Magnoliopsida; Fabales; Fabaceae. Gene Ontology annotation, biological process: inositol phosphate biosynthetic process. Gene Ontology annotation, molecular function: inositol-1,3,4,5,6-pentakisphosphate 2-kinase activity; ATP binding. The coding region runs from base 221 to 1573 and encodes 450 amino acids.